AUGCCCGGCUCCGCCAUGAAGGCUGCCUGCGGCGACCAGGUCGAGGUCAACCAGCAGUCCGACAACUACGGCAACAUCCAGGGUGAACUGCAAGUCGCCGCCUCGCAGAGCGACUACAACGCCGCCGAGUGCGAUAUCUGGCUGUGCAAGGGCUACAAGUUCGCCGACAACCAGGACAACAUCUACUCCUACACUGCCGGCCAGACGAUUGACUUUACGGUUGAUAUCCGCGCUCCUCACACUGGUAUCGCUAAUGUCUCCGUCGUGGAUACCGCCAGCAACACGGUCAUUGGUGAUCCUCUGAUCUACUGGUCCGUGUAUGCGUCCGUUGCUACUGGUGUUACUGCCAACGAGACUAGCUUCAGCGUUACGAUGCCUAGUGACCUGGGCUCGCAGUGUGCUACUGCUGGUGACUGUGUGCUGCAGUGGUACUGGUAUGCCGAGUCUAUUGAUCAGACUUACGAGUCUUGCAUCGACUUUAGUCUCGGUGGUUCCGGCUCUAGCUCUAGCUCGUCCAGCUCCAGCUCCAGCUCUUCCUCCAGCGUUGCGACUAGCUCUUCUACUGUAGCCGCUACCUCGUCGUCCGCUGCUGUUGAGACUUCUACUGUAGCCGCUGUCGAGACUUCCUCUGCCGCCGUCGAAACCUCUUCCUCUGCCGCUGUCGAAACAUCCACCCCUGCUGCAGUCGAGACCACCGCCGCUGCUCAGACUACCACUGCCGCCGCCGAGGUGACCACUUCCGCAGCCGUUCAGGCCGUGACUACUUUCGCAACCCAGGCCCGUCCAACCUCGCAGCCUAGCAACGUCGUUGCCACCCCUAGCAGCGUUGCAAGCACCCUGGCGAUCCCCACCGACAGUGCUCAGGAUACUCUGGACUUUGUCCGGUCCGUGUUCAAGUACCUGGUCGGCGAUAACUAA
This is a messenger RNA of Penicillium cataractarum, 918 nucleotides long. RefSeq names its product lytic polysaccharide monooxygenase. Lineage: Eukaryota; Fungi; Ascomycota; Eurotiomycetes; Eurotiales; Aspergillaceae. The coding region runs from base 1 to 918 and encodes 305 amino acids. The transcript has a single exon. The record is from RefSeq and is a predicted model, not a curated record.